Molecule: messenger RNA, 1124 nt
Organism: Hevea brasiliensis (rubber tree)
Lineage: Eukaryota; Viridiplantae; Streptophyta; Magnoliopsida; Malpighiales; Euphorbiaceae
Product: CDGSH iron-sulfur domain-containing protein NEET-like
Exons: 2
Coding region: 422-703 (93 amino acids)
Biological process (GO): regulation of autophagy
Cellular component (GO): intracellular membrane-bounded organelle; mitochondrial outer membrane
Molecular function (GO): 2 iron, 2 sulfur cluster binding
Source: RefSeq, a predicted model, not a curated record
AAUAAGUCAAGAAGUUGAUAACCCGUGUUCUCUACUUCCUGUUCAUAGGCUAUGAGGUUCUCUUAUCAAUUCCUACAUAGUCCUAAUUGCUGAACUUAAAGGGUUAAAUUGUGAUUCUGUUGAUAAAAGCAGCAUAGAUUUGUUAAAUAUGUCUCAUUUUACUUUUUCGUUGGGAUUGAGAAAGGAAGAACUAUCUGCUGUUGUUGACGACAUGCCGUAGGAUGUUCACCAAAGAUGCCAUAUAUUCUUGACAUCAGAAGAUUUCCACGUCAUUCACAAAUCCAACAGAGAGCGUGCUCUCCACAAGUUCAACACCCACUUUUCAAUCCUGAUAAACUUUCACCACCGCCUAACCUCCUAUGUUAGGAAUUGGAGCUACUCAAUUCACCUGAGACAGAGAGACCUAUUUACCCCCAUUUCAAUGGUGACACUGGCGAGUACGUUUGGUUCUGGUUUCUGUUUCAGCAAAUUGGGAGUCGAAGGACUCAAGCCAACCACUCAUUCAGCUGCAAGACCAAGACGCAUGGUAGCGGUGAGAGCUGAAGCUCAAGCUAUCAACCCAGAAAUUAGAAAGAACGAGGAGAAGGUGGUGGACUCCGUUGUCGUCGCUGAGCUUUCUAAGCCCCUCACAGCUUAUUGCAGCUUCACAUUUGAUUCUGCCAUGCAACAAACACAAGAAUGCUGUUCUUUUUGCAUUAAUUGAGCCAAAAUCAUCAAUUUCAGAAUUGGAUUGUUGACUGUGUCCAGCUUAUCAUUUUGGGAUAUGUUGGUCAUCCUAGCAUAGUAGCUCCUUCAACUGGAUCAGAAUUUAAGGAACAUUUUUUUGGGGAAAAACUUUGAACUUUGAAGAUCUGGCGGUUAACUGAUUCUCUUCUUCGACAGCAUGUUUGCAUUGUAAUUCUUGUUAUUUUUUAUGAAGUUGUGAAUUCAUUUUGCCAGAUCUUAGUAAGAAACGUUAUGCAUCAUCUUUGUCUUGCAUAUAGACAAAUCCUAACCUCUUUUCCCCCUGUAAAAAUGCACAGUAGUGUGUUGUCUUAAGAAGCUAUAUGCGUAGUUUAGAGGCAUAACAAUGUGCCUGAUCAACAAAUGUUUUGGUACUUACGUUUUUUAUGAUUGAUUUCUUA